Messenger RNA from Penicillium cinerascens, 2310 nucleotides. RefSeq names its product transcription factor domain-containing protein. Lineage: Eukaryota; Fungi; Ascomycota; Eurotiomycetes; Eurotiales; Aspergillaceae. Gene Ontology annotation, biological process: positive regulation of transcription by RNA polymerase II; DNA-templated transcription. Gene Ontology annotation, cellular component: nucleus. The transcript has 4 exons. The coding region runs from base 1 to 2310 and encodes 769 amino acids. Gene Ontology annotation, molecular function: sequence-specific DNA binding; DNA-binding transcription factor activity, RNA polymerase II-specific; zinc ion binding. The record is from RefSeq and is a predicted model, not a curated record.
AUGCAGCAUUCGGCAGAAGCCGCCGAGGCUCGGCAAGAUGCCAUGAUCGCCGACCAUCGAACAACCUCCUCACUUUCUGCACUGACCAAUCCCGACAAACACAAUGGCCGUGACACAAUGACACGAGGCAUAGGGCUGAAGCGUCAUUCCAUCUUCUCCGAAGACGACGAAGGGGACCGACAGCAAAGAAGGAAGUUUGUCGCCUGCCAACGAUGUCAUGCACAUAAAAUCAAAUGCUCCGGCGACCUGCCAUGCAACAAGUGUCGCUCCGUGGGCUGCGCCGAUGAGUGCGCGUAUGCCCCAAGAGACCGUCAGGUCAAAGUCAGCGAAAAGUAUGAGCAAUCCCGGAAAAGGAGCGGGACCAACUCCGGAAAAGCCUUUCCCACCCAUCAAUUAAACCCUAGCGCUAACUGGAAUGCUUCUAGUUAUCUCGACCAGCUCCUUGCGGAGAAUCGGCGCUUGAAGGAGCAGUCGGUCACCUCGGCCGAUGCGGCCGAAGUUAAUGAUCCUCCAAAUACAGAACGAGGCCCAUCUAGAGCCGAUGCACCAGAUGCAACAGGCAUUCAAAACCCGAUCAUCGGUGACCGUGCCUGGUUCCACCGCUACGAUCCGUCCUCGCCGCCAAUCUACAUCGGCGAAGCAGCUUGCUCGGCCUUUGCCACGCGUUUCCGUCGCUUCCUCACAGGGAACAAUUCAACUCCUCAUAUUGCUCGAACGCAAUGGGAACGCGAAGAAACCAUUGCCGCGGCUGCCAACGAGGCCGAUGCCCAAUGGCCGAGCCUGCAUCACGCGCGGCUGCUGGUGCGCAUUGCCAUCCACCAGAUCGGAUACUUGUAUCACCUCAUGAUGCGCAAAUCAACCCUGGACAAGCUCGAAGAAAUCUACCAAAACGAAGCUUUCGACUGCACGACCAACAAAUGCAAGUUCUUCGCCCUGUUCGCCUUCGGGCAGGCAUAUUCCAUCCGCUCCGAACCAACCUACAGCUUACGCGUGCCCGGAACCGCAUAUUUCGCUCGAGCAAUGAGCCUAGUCCAAGUUCUACCCGAGCGAACAAGCAUCACACACCUGGAAACAUUACUACUCCUAUCCUUAUUCUCCCACUACCUUAACCGCCGGCACUCAGCCUACGUGCUGAUCAGCAACGCAAUGCGCAUGGGCUUAACCAUAGGCCUCAACCACAACAUCUCAGAAUCCCAACUAAUCGACCCGGUCGAACGCCAACACCGGAUCGAAAUCUGGUGGACAAUCUACAUCUUCGACCGAAUGUGGGGCUCGAAAAUGGGCCUACCGAUGCAAAUCCUAGACGAAGACAUCCACGUCGACAUGCCAAGCACCAUCUCGCCAACCUGGCGGCACGAAGAAGAACUCUCCGACACAGCAUACAUGACGGCGAACAUCAAGCUCGCUCGAAUAGUCGGUGAAACGAUAACGAAACUCUACAGCCGGCGGAAAUACCAAGAAACGUUCCUCCAACGCGUUCAAAAGCUGUUGAAGGCGUUGAAGAAUUGGGUCGAGACGCUCCCGGAAAGUUUACGGCUGAACAUGGAGGAUUUGGAGUCGAGCAAGAAACCGGUCGUGUCGUUGCAUAUGGCGUUUAACCAGUGCGUUAUUCUGACGACGAGGCCUACGCUUCUGCAUCUUCUUAUUACGCUGAAGACGGAGCCGAGGAGUACGAGUCGGGAGUCUGUUUCGAAGCCCGUGCUUACGCUGAGUGAAGCGUGUAUCCAUGCUGCGCGGCAUUCGCACAGUAUGAUCCUGACGCGCUGGAUCAAUGGGACGAUGCCGACGUUCGGAUACUUCCAUGCUCACUAUCUCUUCUCGUCGGCGCUGAUACUCGCAAUGUCGAGUUUUGUUCCGAUUGGGAAUCCCAGUGACAUGGGGGGUUUUGAUUCUGCGUUGGACUUGCUGCGCUCGAUGACGGAGAAUGGGAAUCUCGCUGCGGCGGAGUUCUAUCAUAACCUCGAGCAGGUGAAGGUUUGUCUGGAUGCGUAUCGGGGUGGGCGGAGGGGAGGUAGUGCGGAAGUGCCCGUUCCGACUACAGCUUCGGCACCACCGGUAUCAGGCCUAGCAUCUACAUUGCCAGUGCCGGGUAUUUUACCAGUGAUGCCAGAGAAUGAGUUACUAGUUGGACCUGGACUGGAGUAUGCAGUACAGAGGGAGACGAUGGCGGGGUACACGACAGAGAUGGCAUUCUUGGAACCGACGAUGCAGGAUUUCUUGGCGCAGUCGGAUAUCGAUUUGGGGUUGUUGCAUCCCGUUGAUACGUUUUUAAAUGAGGCGGAGAAUCUUUACACAUGUCAUGAGUUAUAG